This is a messenger RNA of Alosa sapidissima (American shad), 927 nucleotides long. Its product is annotated as putative protein TPRXL. NCBI's taxonomy places the organism in Eukaryota, Metazoa, Chordata, Actinopteri, Clupeiformes, Clupeidae. The record is from RefSeq and is a predicted model, not a curated record. The coding region runs from base 1 to 927 and encodes 308 amino acids. The transcript has 3 exons.
AUGAGCUUGGACCCAAUGCAACAACAGCUUCAGGGAGACCCAUGCAGCAACUGCUCCGCUGAGCUCCUGUUACCCUGCUACAACGGCUCCGCUGAGCCCCAAGACCCAUGCAGCAAAGCUACACAGAGCUACAGGACCCAUGCAACGACAGCUUUACUGAGCCUCAAGAACCAUGCAGCAACAACUACUCUGAGCUCCAAGACUCUUGCAACGACUGCUUCGCUGAGCUCCAAGAACCACGCAGCAACUGCUCCGCUGAGCUCCUGCAACCCUGCUACAACGGCUCCGCUGAGCCCCAAGACCCAUGCAGCAAAAGCUACACCGAGCUCCAGGACCCACGCAACGACUGCUUCGCUGAGCCUCAAGAACCAUGCAGCAACAACUACGCCGAGCCCCAAGACCAUCCCCAAGAGCCAUGCAGCAACAACUAAACCGAGAUCCAGGACCCAUGCAACGUCGGCUUCACCAAGCCCCGAGAACCAUGCAGCAACAACUACGCCGAGCUCCUGGACCCAUACAACGUCGGCUCCACCAAGCCCCGAGAACCAUGCAGCAACAGCUACGCUGAGCUCCAGGACCCAUGCAACCAAAUACACCGAGCUCCACGACCUAUACAGCAGCAGCUACACCAAGGCCCAAGAUCCGUGCAAUGACUGCUCUGCCGAGCCCAAAGCCCCAUGCAGCAACAGCUCCACCGAGCCCCAGGACCCAGGCAACGACGGCUCCACCGAGCCCCAGGACCCAGGUAACGACGGCUCUACCGAGCUACAGGACCCAGGCAACGAUGGCUCCAACGAGCCCCAGGACCCAUGCAGAAGCAGCUCCGCUGAGCCCAUAGGACCUUUAGGAACAGCUCCACCAAGGUUCAGAACCCAUCUAAUGACUGCUCCGCUGAGCCCCAAGACCAUGCAGCAACGUCUCGGCUGA